AUGGUCCCCCCAGUCCUCCUCCUAAAAACCAAAUCCACGCCAACGGACCCCUACGCCACGCUCCUCUCCUCGAACGGUUACAACCCAAUCUUCGUCCCCGUGUUACACCACACCGCCAUCAACGCCGAUAUAGUCAGACAAUACAUCCUCAAUGGCGCCAUAACACCUAAUACCGCCGCAGACGAUAAUAAUAAUAAUACUACUACUAAUAGUAAUACCCAACCCGCCAAGAAAUUCGCAGCAAUAAUAAUAACCUCCCAACGAGCCGUCGAAUCCCUCUCCACAAUCCUCGACGAUCUAAACUCAACCAACCCCUCAACAAUCUCCAACUUCCUCCUCCAAACCAUAAUCUACGUCGUCGGCCCCGCAACCGCAAACUCCCUAAUAACCCUCGGUUUCCCCCCAAAAAACAUCCUAGGCCAAUCCUCAGGCAACGGCGCCGUCCUAUCAGAUUUCAUAGUAGACCACUAUACAACACACAACCUCUCCGGUGAUUUACUAUUCUUAACCGGGGAGACGCAUAGUACCAUUUUACCUACUAGGGUGCCGGAAAGACUUAAGGAGCUAUUGGAGAUAGAUGUAAAUGUUGAAGAAGUAGUUGUUUAUAAAACUGGGGUGGUGAGUGGGUUUGAAAGUGAUCUUAGGCAGUGUUUGGAUCGAUUGGAAGGAGAAGAAGAUGGAAAUAUAGAAGAGGAGGAACCGGUAUGGUUGAUUUUCUUCUCACCAACGGGGACGGACGCUGCACUUCGAGUUCUUGAAGCUAGAGAAUCUAGUUCUACAACAACAACGACAACAACGGCGACGAAGAAGAAGAGGAGAUAUAAAUGCUGCUCGAUAGGUCCUACAACCAAGGACUUUAUGUUCCAGGGAUUCGGAAGGAAAGCAGAUGCUAUGGCAAAGGUUCCAAGUCCUGAGGGCGUUUUGGAGGCUAUAAUUAGUCCAAGCAGGGUGGUUGAGGAGUUGGUUAUUUAA
This is a messenger RNA of Orbilia oligospora ATCC 24927, 972 nucleotides long. RefSeq lists its product as uncharacterized. The transcript has 2 exons. Lineage: Eukaryota; Fungi; Ascomycota; Orbiliomycetes; Orbiliales; Orbiliaceae. The coding region runs from base 1 to 972 and encodes 323 amino acids. Gene Ontology annotation, molecular function: uroporphyrinogen-III synthase activity. The record is from RefSeq and is a predicted model, not a curated record. Gene Ontology annotation, biological process: uroporphyrinogen III biosynthetic process.